Mizuhopecten yessoensis (Yesso scallop) is the source of this 909-nucleotide messenger RNA. RefSeq lists its product as uncharacterized. The transcript is spliced from 3 exons. The record is from RefSeq and is a predicted model, not a curated record. Bases 213 to 539 code for a protein of 108 amino acids. Lineage: Eukaryota; Metazoa; Mollusca; Bivalvia; Pectinida; Pectinidae.
CAGGUGAAUAGAAGUUAAUCUCAUCAGUAAUAGCUUUAACGGCGAAGGAGCAAAGUGUGUUAUUUUAAUUUUAUAUUCUUUGACGUCAAACUGAAUUUAUCAAUUGAAAUAUAUAAAAACAGAGUUGUUUGUGAAUAUAAAAGGAGACAUCAUAAGGAAAAAGUCAUCACAAUCGUACACUUAUCUGUGCUCACUACCACACUUUGUCCACUAUGACAAAGAUGGCUACUCUGUACUUUGCUAUGGCUAUUGUCUGUUUUCUCAUUGUCUGCGAAGCUAGGAGUCAACCACAUAUGGCCCCAACAUUAGAGACGCCAUCUUUGACAACAGGACUUGAUGAGGUCACUACAAGUGAAAUAAACACAGAUAAACAAACAAACGGAAUUAAAAAGUCGCUCGCUAAAUCUAUCCUGAACGUUAUAUUAUCAACAAUAUGUGGAAAAGGACAGAGGUUCAACUUGAAGAAUUCACAAUGUACAAGUAUCUCAUCAGUUUUCACGCAUGGUUUUGGCAAUGUCGGUCUCGGAAAGAAAAGAUAAUUACGAUAUGAAACAGGAGGUGAAGCAAGUCCAACGAUUUUUAUGCGGUAACCAUUUAUAAUGUAACGUCAUUCAGCCCAAAGACGAUGAUGACAUGAAAAUGUCGAGAAGAACAAUAUGUCGUUUACAAAGUAUAUCGGACAGUAAAACAUAAUUGUGAAUAUUAUUUUCACACAUAUUAAUGCAAUAAGGUGUGGAAGAAAGAAAGUAAACGCCAUUCUGUCUCAGAACAUUGACAUUAAGAUAUUGUAGGAGAAGAACCUAUUGUAUUUCUAAAUAUAAAACAAUGAAAUACACCUAACAUAGGUGUAUUCAAUAUGUGGCAAGCUCAAUAUUGGACUGGCUAUAUGUUCGAUUUGUUUGUUAUGAA